This is a messenger RNA of Pundamilia nyererei, 3080 nucleotides long. It is a transcript of the gene ca4c, whose product is annotated as carbonic anhydrase IV c. The transcript has 5 exons. Gene Ontology annotation, cellular component: plasma membrane. NCBI's taxonomy places the organism in Eukaryota, Metazoa, Chordata, Actinopteri, Cichliformes, Cichlidae. The record is from RefSeq and is a predicted model, not a curated record. Gene Ontology annotation, molecular function: zinc ion binding; carbonate dehydratase activity. The coding region runs from base 1 to 657 and encodes 218 amino acids.
AUGGACCCCAACCACUGGGCUACUCAAUUCCCAAAAUGUGGAGGGUUACGCCAGUCACCGAUUAACAUCGUGACCAGCAAAGUCCACAUCGACAUCGCCCUGUCACCUUUCAACUUCAUUGGCCACACCGACACAAUCAACAUGACAGUGGAAAACAAAGGGCACUCUGCCCACUUUGCUUUGCCGCCGUCUGUUCGAUUCAUUGGGGGAGCUCUGCCAGGUCACUACAGAGCCGCCCAAUUUCACCUCCACUGGGGAGGGAAUGGGAGACCAGGAUCAGAGCACACCAUUGACGGAGAGAGAUUCCCCAUGGAGAUGCACAUUGUCCACAUUAAGGAGCCGUACAGCUCUCUGGCGGAGGCCGAACAUGACACAGCAGGUAUAGCUCUGCUCGCCUUCCUGUUUGAGUUUCCCACAUCAGGGCACAAUAAGCUUUAUUCAGUCCUGACUUUGCUUCUUUCUUUGUCACAUGAAGGCAGCACCACAGUGAUCCCAAACUUUAGACUCGGUGACAUUAUCCCAGCUGCAAAGGACCUACAAGGUUACUACCGCUACGUGGGCUCCAUGACAACGCCGGGAUGUGAGCAGGCAGUUGCCUGGACAGUGUUUCACAGGAAGCUGGCCAUCAGUAGUCGACAGGUAAGCAAGAAUAAAUAAGUGAAAGAGAUAAAAGGCUCACAGUAGAGAAACUAGUGCUUUUGGUUGCAUUUCAUCCAUAAACCUGUGAACCUCCAAACGGACAUUUCUUUACUCUUUCACAAUGUAAACAAAAACAGCAUAUUUGAAGAAGUUAUGGAGACGUGAUAUUAAAAUGCAAAAUAAAACUAUUAAAACUACAAAAGUAGAAAACGCCUGGGGGAAGAAAAAAACUUUUCAGAAACACUUUGCAUUUAAGAGGUCAAGACCUACAACAACUUUCCUUCUUUAAACAACUCUUCAUCUCCUCAAACACAUUUUUUCCCUCUCCACUUCACAGCUGGAUGCGAUAGUUAAGCAGUGUCGCUUUUGGACAGGGCAGCCCAUGACUGACAUUUUCCGACCUACGCAGCCGCUGGAUGGCAGGAUUGUGUACUCCUCAAAGUCGGGUACAGCUCAGACAACUGCGACACAUUUUUGGUGUCUGUUUUUAUCAUUUGUGACUGUUACGCUGGGUCUGGCACACUGAAUGAGCAGCAAGAAAUGGGCAUAGUCUUCAAGUCUGAACAGCGAAGCCAACGCACAAAGUCUUAAAUCUGCAUUUUUUCUUAUGGCCAGCAGGGAGUGACUUCUCAAAGUCUGAUUGUGUAUAUAUACAGUUCUGUGAAAAAGUAUUUGCCCUUUAUAACCCCUUCCUUGGGUUAUAACUUCAGCAAACAUUUUCUUGAUGAAUCUUAGUCACAUGAUAAAGCAUGAUGUAUCGUUAAUAAGUAAUGGUCCCUUUUUGAGUUCAGCAGAAGUACAUAGAGCUAGAUACACACAGCUCAGCCUUCCUCUGCAGAUCAGAGGGUAUGCAAAAAUUAGAGAUGCAAAGAAAUGUUUUUAUUAAAAAUGCCACUGCUACCCUUAAAAGGGCCAGUUGUUUUGCGUUAACUAUUGGUAAUGUAUUCAUACUUAAUCAUUUUUUAAGAUGAUCCAUUUUUCCUGACAAAUUACCAUCAAUUAAAGUUGAUCACAUCAGCAGCAAUGCCCACAUUUAGGUACAUGACUGCCAGGCAGUGCCUCGUACAGCCCUAUUAGAUAGUUUUCUCCUAGCACCACCAUCAGCAGUGUCAAACUUAUUUCCUUAGAGAUUAUUAAAGUGUUCUGAUUCUGAAGAUACUGGAUUGUUUGUCCUUAAAUCUGUACAGAUUCACAUAUUGUACUGAGCAGAAUGAUAACAACAGCCUUUAGAGGAACUGGUCUCAGUCACCAAACUAAUUCGGUAGUGGUGUGAAAAUGAUUCAGGCAAGUUUUGACUAAAAUGUGAGUGCACUCGGCUCCUGUAGCCUGAUGUCGCAGCUAUGGUGGAGCAUGCAAAGAAUGGCAGCUUCCACAGUAAUACUAGUUAAAACAGCUAACUGGGCGUGUUUCAUAAAUGCAAACAUAUAUGUGCUAUUUAAGAAGACCUUCUUCCUAUAUUUACUUUCUUCCUCCCCACCAUAGACAUAUCUGAGCUACAUGAACGUUUUCUGGUGAUUUGAAGGGAUGCAUGAUGAUUCUUUGGGAUUUUUCUCUUUGUGGAAAGAAGCUGAAAGAAAGAAAAACAAACCGAUCAACUGAUUCAGACCAGACCAAUUUAAAACGUUGAAACCAUAAAGCAGCACCAUCUUCAUCUCAAACAGAAAUUUGUAUGAUGAUCAAAUUUAAUUAGCACAUGCCGACUUCAGCUGAAGCCGCUAACAUGGCAGUAGAUUUGAAUUUGAAAGUAUUACUGACUUCAAUUAUGUCAGUAUUUCUGACCUAGGAAACUGAAAACCAACAUAGUAUGUGUGUGAGCUUUAGUACCCUGCAGCACUUGGGGCUUUAGGGGGGGAGGUCAGUUUUUAAUAUUCAUGUUUUACUGCUUUAUAUUAACGCUUAUUUUCUCCUAGAUGUUUUUGUGGACAAAAGUAAUAAACCGAUAUAUAGAAUUAGAGGUUUAACAUAUUUUUCUUCCUUUUUCAAAACAUGAGAGAUUCUUUAAAUAAUAACCUUUAUUCUACUAUUUUUGUCGUUGCUUUUCAUGUAUAUAUUUGUAUCUUUGUUGUUUAGAGUUUAACAAAGCAUUUGGUAAUUAAGGCAUCUCAUAAAUGUACCUGUGCAUGUUUUAAUUAAGAUCUAAACUCCAGUAAUCCUCCAGCAAUCCAAUGAGCAGUAUGUAGAGUGGUCGCCCCAUGAUAGGAAGGUCGGGGGUUCGAAUACACUGAACAGCUACCCUGAGGUACCACUUAGCGAGGCACUCUCCCUACACACUGAUCCCCGGUGCGCCUGCCCUCUGCUUCCCUGAGUGAAUGGGUCAAAUGCAGAGACAGUAAUUUCCCCACGGGGAUCAAUGAAGUAUACAUUAAUAUUGAUCCUCUGCCAGAGUAAUAACUUGUUCUUGACUUCUUAUGAUGUGCAAAAUCCAAAGCCAAAACUUCAAU